This is a messenger RNA of Cyclocybe aegerita, 732 nucleotides long. NCBI's taxonomy places the organism in Eukaryota, Fungi, Basidiomycota, Agaricomycetes, Agaricales, Hemipholiotaceae. The record is from the annotation of a GenBank genome assembly.
AUGAGACUCGUCGCCGCUGCCGCUGCUGUUGUGUCCGUCGGUGUGCACGCCGCCGACGUCGUCCUCCACCACCGCAUAUUCCACCCCUCAGUCCCAGAUUUGCCAUACCUAGAACGUGCAGUCAUCUCUGGAAAUCCACCUACCAUCCAGCUGUUGCCCGAAUUCUUGGCCAACCUAGACGCUUUCGCCGAGGCCCUCACACAACUGGGCGAAGACGCUGGCGACGUUCUGUACCAAGUAGCGCUGCAGCAUGAAGGCGACUCCUCUUCAGCGCUCUGGGACUUCUCCUCUGUCAAAGCUUGCCAUCUGAGUAAAGCGUCAGCAGAGACGAUACUCCUCCACCUCCCGAGUAGUUCAGACCUCAAACCCUUCGCUCUGGACUACUUUGUCUCUCCCAUACCCCACGACGGCUCAUGUCCUCAAACCAAAUCUGACAUCUCUCCAUUCAAGGCCUUUGCUGGACAGAUUAAGAACAUGAACACCACAAUUCUCUAUCGAAGACCAGAAGCACCACCUCUUAACGACACACCACUGCCCAGACCUGACCUUAGGACACCUCCACCUCUAACACCGGAGGGUGAGGUCGUAAAGCCCGUGCCAGAAAAGUCAUUCCUCCAGAAGUAUUGGAUGUACAUUGCCGCUUUCGCACUAGUCAUAUUGAUCGGCGGUGGCCCAGAAGACCCAGAGCAAUCACGCAGAGGUGGCGGUGGAGGAGGCGGUGGAGGACAGUAG